GUUUUGACAGUUUCCCCCACAUAACAUCUGUACUUAAGAAGCCUCACUGCUAUUGGUCUGAUGUUGUGGUUCUCUGUUUUUCGAUCGCUAAUCCCAAUUCCCUAAAUCAUGUGAAAACCAUGUGGUAUCAAGAAAUCAAGCACUUUUGCCCUCGCACACCUGUCGUCCUAGUUGGCUGCCAGCUAGAUCUCCGCUAUGCUGAUCUUGAAGCUGUUAAUAGAGCCAGGCGCCCUUUAGCAAGGCCCAUCAAAAGAGGGGAUAUUUUGCCCCCAGAAAAAGGCCGAGAGGUUGCCAAGGAGCUGGGCAUACCGUACUACGAAACGAGUGUGUUUGACCAGUUUGGCAUCAAGGAUGUGUUUGACAAUGCAAUCCGAGCAGCCCUGAUUUCCCGCCGUCACUUGCAGUUCUGGAAAUCCCACUUAAAGAGAGUUCAGAAACCGUUACUGCAGGCACCAUUCCUACCUCCAAAAGCCCCUCCACCGGUCAUCAAGGUUCCCGAGUGCCCCUCCACCUGGACGAACGGAGCCGCCUGUUUGCUCAACAAUCCCCUGUGUGCAGACGUCCUGUUCAUCCUGCAAGACCAGGGGCACAUCUUUGCACACCGAAUUUACCUCGCUACCUCCUCUUCCAAAUUUUACGAUCUCUUUUUAAUGGAAUGUGAAGAAUCCCCAAGUUGGGGUGACGGAGCUGGUGAGAAAGAGAAGCAGAACAGGGAUUUCCAGUGGCACACAUUGCAUCUGGACGCAGACGAGGACAGGCAGGAGGGCGCCCCCCGGACACCGCAGCCCGAUCAGUGGAAGUCCUCUAGCAAGGGCUUGUGGGAGACUCCGGGGCUGGAAGCUGAGGGCUCAGGUCCAGAGACACAGGCUUUGUCUGGAUGGAGUAAGGGGUUCGUUGACAUGCACAGGGAAAUGCAAGUCAACCCCGUUUCAAAGCAGGUGGGCCCCAUCACUGUGGUCAGGAUGGACUCAUCAGUCCAGCCAGGCCCUUUCCGGACCCUGCUCCAGUUUCUGUAUACGGGGCAGCUGGACGAAAAGGAAAAGGAUUGGAUGGGCCUGGCUCAAAUUGCAGAGGUCCUGGAGAUGUUUGACUUGAGAAUGAUGGUGGAGAACAUCAUGAACAAGGAAGCCUUCAUGAACCAGGAGAUCACAAAAGCGUUUCACGUCAGGAAAGCUAAUCGGAUAAAAGAAUGUCUCACCAAGGGGACCUUCUCAGACGUGACAUUUCAGUUGGAUGACGGCGCCAUCAGUGCCCACAAGCCUCUGCUGAUCUGCAGCUGCGAGUGGAUGGCCGCCAUGUUUGGAGGGUCGUUUGUUGAAAGCUCCAAUAGUGAGGUCUAUCUCCCGAACAUAAACAAGAUGUCAAUGCAAUCAGUUUUGGAUUACCUCUAUACCAAGCAGUUGUCACCGAACCUGGACCUGGACCCACUGGAGUUAAUUGCCUUGGCAAACAGACUUUGCCUGCCACACUUGGUUGCACUUGCAGAGCAGCACGCUGUACAGGAGUUGACCAAGGCGGCAAUGAGCGGCGUGGGUAUUGAUGGGGAAGUGCUCUCUUACUUGGAAUUAGCCCAGUUUCACAACGCCCACCAACUGGCUGCCUGGUGUCUGCACCACGUCUGCACAAACUACAACAGUGUCUGUGCCAAGUUCCGCAAGGAAAUCAAGUCACAGUCCUCAGACAACCAGGAGUACUUUGAGCGGCACCGCUGGCCCCCAGUGUGGUACUUGAAGGAAGAAGAUCACUACCAGCGUGUGAAAAGGGAGCGCGAGAAGGAGGCGAUUGCACUAAAUAAACAUCACUCCAGACGCAAAUGGUGUUUCUGGAACUCAUCGCCAGCUGUCGCCUGAGGAGGGAGAGGAAACAGAAGAAGAAAAUGCGCAACCUGAUGCCCCAGAUCUCAAAGCCCGACUGGAAAGUUAGUCUUAUUACUAGAGAUAAAACGUUCGGGUUCAGGCACUGAUCUUCCUCCACUUCCGUGCUUUCAUCUUGGUCAGGGUCAAAGCCCAAGCUCCCCAUCAAUGAGCCUGGACAAGAAAGGGAAGCUGAUGUUCACUGCAUUCCUUAAACUAAUAUGUAUAUUAUUUUUUCUUAGGAGGUUUAAUAAACUAGUCCGUUAUUUCCUUUCUUUUUAUACAAAGGGAAAAAAAAUCAGCUUUCAUGUUUCAAUUUCCAAAUUGGGAAAUAUUUUUAUAUGGUCUCUUGUAUUUUGUUGAAGAUGAAAAUACUGUGUAUUACUUUAUUUUACAGGCCACAAAUUAACCAUGAAGUCGUCCUGUGGUUAAGUUGAAGCUCUCUGGCCACACGGCCACCGAGGCAUGAUGCGUAAUUAGAGGGCUAUCCUUUUGUUGUAGAGGAAAGGGUUGGAAUGGAAUUCCCCAAACUGCAAGCUAAAGAGUGUUUCUUCUUUGUUCUGCUGAAUGCCAUCAGUAUAAUUACUAAGUCAACUCCAAGAAAUGUGUAUUUACAAUAUUUGCUGUGUAAGUGGUAGUAAUUAUAUGGUUAUACGUGCCAUGUAAAAUAUGGUGAUAUCAAAUAUUCUGUUGUUUAACAUGUCUAGAUCCAAGAGGAUAAUCUUUAUAAUCAUUAGAAGGGCUUAUUCAAUCCCAGCAUUAUCCAGGGCAAACUCACCUGAAUGCAAACGAUACACUUAGAACGUUGUUUGGAUGGCCGUAUUAGGGUUUAUGUCUUUCAGUAUUCCUCAGUCUGGCCAUGCGCUGCAUGCAGAUUCUCCAUUGACUUGAAUCGAGGUAGACAAGGGACAGGGCCACGGACUCCAUCCCAGCAUCUUCAGGUUUGUCCCAUCUCACCACCAGAGGCAGGCUUCCUCAGGUCUCUCACCUGUAGCCAAUUUCACUUUGUAAGACAGGUGUUUUUAACUCUUCCCAGGGAACAUCCAGGUUGCUGCAGAUGCAGGCUAAGGCAGACCCCUCACCCCUGCUGACAAUUGGCGGGGCCUGUGAAAGCGCAGAGCUGGAGGCUGGGUCGCCCAGGGGCCUGCAUUCUCUGAGCAGGAAGGGAUUUCUUACUGCUAGAGUCUAGGAAAUGGUGCUAUUGUGAGUUAGUCCCGACCCUUUGUCUCUCUGAGUUUUCAGUGUUAAAAUUAGAAAGUAUUGAGCAGAGGAGCUUUGGAGAGACUAUCAACCAUUGCUUCUUUGUAAAUUAAUAUGUUACGGCAGGCACGCGGCGCAUUCUAAGGCCAAAGGUCCAGAAAUGCCAUGGGAUGUUGUGCGUCAGGGCUAGGGCUCAUUUUGUUGGUGGCUCACUUAUGGAUGCUACAGGCUAUUGAUUUUGUUUUUAUUUUUACGUUCUUUCUAGAUUUUAGAAGUUGAAAAAGAGACAGUUGGGCCCAGGCCCCAAAUUGACAGCCAUAUGUAUUUGAAAACUCUACCUAGCUUAUAAACAGGCAUUUAUGACAGGCUGUAGAAAUACACCAGAUAAAAGAGCCUAGGGAGGCCUGGAAAUGCAUCACCCUCCCAUGACCAGGGAGGGAGCAGUAGAGCAGGGACGGCUAAGUGCAUCCACUUCACGCUUGGUGAGUAGGCUAGCAUCUGAUUCACGCAAGGAGGCAGAAGACAACGCAGAAGGCUGAAUGUCAAGACUCAGGAAGAAUUGUCCAGUGUCCCAUCAUAAAAUGGCGCAGUGGUUGAGUUUGUAGUGAGUAGUCAUAGUUGAAUUUAUACAACCAAAGCCCCCAUUUGAUUGUACUCUUGCCAAAAUGUAAUGGACUUAAAAUGAGCCUGGGUUAUAAGCAAUAAUCUCCAUUAGUGUUUUAUCAGCUACUGUGACCAACUGGCUGGUUCAUUUGGUUGAUGCUGAUUAUGGCCUUUAACCAUGGUGGUUUGUUUUGUGUUUUUUAUUUCACAAAAAGCCAAUAAAAUGUUUAGUUAUCAAA
This is a messenger RNA of Echinops telfairi (small Madagascar hedgehog), 3895 nucleotides long. RefSeq names its product Rho related BTB domain containing 1 (gene RHOBTB1). NCBI's taxonomy places the organism in Eukaryota, Metazoa, Chordata, Mammalia, Afrosoricida, Tenrecidae. Gene Ontology annotation, cellular component: cytoplasm. The coding region runs from base 120 to 1850 and encodes 576 amino acids. The record is from RefSeq and is a predicted model, not a curated record. Gene Ontology annotation, biological process: proteasome-mediated ubiquitin-dependent protein catabolic process; regulation of proteolysis. Gene Ontology annotation, molecular function: ubiquitin protein ligase binding; GTP binding; GTPase activity. The transcript is spliced from 8 exons.